Molecule: messenger RNA, 1182 nt
Organism: Cladocopium goreaui
Lineage: Eukaryota; Dinophyceae; Suessiales; Symbiodiniaceae
Source: the annotation of a GenBank genome assembly
AUGGAAGGGCUGGCAAAAUUUGCCCGUGCCAGUUUGAAGUGCGGAAAGGUCUCCAUCAACUGGGGCUCGACGGCUCCAGUUAUGGAGUUGAAACCGUUCUGGCUACGACUGCAUGACCCAAGCAGUAGCACCAAGAACCAACAGCGGCUCUUUGAGAUGUCGAAAGUCAUUGAUGGGACCCUUAGCUCUGAAGUUACGAAUCUCACCAGUGGCUCAGAUGGUGUAUGCAUCAAGUGGAGCGAUGGAGCGAAGAGCUAUUACGACUGGAACUGGCUGGCAAAACAGGCAAAACCCAAAGAAGUUCAUCAACAUUUUUGGGAUGGGAGCUUUCAACAGAAAUUGCCUUGGAUGGAGUAUGAUGCUUUCUCCACAUCCAGUGGGAAGCUCCAGUUGUGCACCUACUUGCAGCGAUAUGGUUUGGCUUUCUUGCGUGGUUUGGGGGCUGGUGAAGGUACCAUCAGGAAAGUUGGAAAUGAGAUCGGGCACAUCAGAGUCACAAACUAUGGAGAUAUAUUUGACGUCAAGGAUGAAGGGGUCAAUGCUACAAAUUUGGCCUUCACAAAUCAGAGGAUCUCAGCCCACACUGACAAUCCAUACCGUGACCCUUUCCCAGGCAUACAGAUGCUGCAUUGCCUGAGCUGUGCAGAAGCUGGUGGCGCUACCCUCUUUACGGAUGGUUUUCGCGUUGCUGAAGAACUGAAAACAUUGGAUGGCGAUGCGUUUCGUUUGCUGUCGGGCAUCUCACAUCCCUUUGAAUACCGGGACCCUGAUGCUGCUGUCCUUCUACAGGCAUCCGUUCCCGUCAUAAAGCUUCAGAAUGGGAACAUUCAGCGCAUUACCUUCAACAAUCGGUCUGCAGCACCGCUGUCACCAGAAUUACCAGAGCUCGAAGCCUAUUACCGGGCCUGGGCUCUGUUUGAUCGCCUUGCGAACUCUGGUGCUUUCACAGUUCGAAUCGAGCUGAAACCAGGCGACCUUGCUAUUUGGUCCAAUGGGCGAGUCAUGCAUGGUCGCGAAGCUUACGAACGUGGUGCCCCACGGCAUUUGCAAGGUGCCUAUUUGGAUGGUGAUGAGAUCAAUUCCACAGUUGCCGCAGCUUUGGCUGAUGGUGAAGACUUGGAGAAGUUCUUCUGUGAUUUUUCAGAAGUGGAGGCCUUGUCCCUGACAGGUAAGAAUGCUUGA